Molecule: messenger RNA, 2059 nt
Organism: Macrobrachium nipponense
Lineage: Eukaryota; Metazoa; Arthropoda; Malacostraca; Decapoda; Palaemonidae
Exons: 9
Coding region: 228-1334 (368 amino acids)
Source: RefSeq, a predicted model, not a curated record
CUCUAGGGGCGCGCAACAACGAAGGCCAAAGGCCGACCCCAUCUCCGCACUGACCACCUGAUUGCUGUUUGGGGCACACUCGCGGAAGGGGCGAACGUGCAGGAGGGAUAACGGGCUAACUGACCAGAAUAUUGUAUUUUGACCUUUAAUUAAGUGGGGAAAAAAGGCUUGUGAUACAUAACGCACAGAUUAUUAGCGAGACAGCUGGAUUAAAGUGAGAAACAACCAUGCAUAGAAGCAAGGUCAUCAGCCUCGUGGUAGUCCUGGGUUUGUCGUGCUGGGCAUGUCAAGCGAGGUCACUGACCAACGGUAGGUCAGGUCACGUAAUCCUCAAUGCUCUGAUGCAGGACGACUACGCUUACACUUACGGGGAUUUGGCUAACGAGUACGACGCGCCAAUGAAGAGCCUCGUUCAACAGAGGACAGAUAGAGCGGAAAACGCCAUCAUUCAAGGCAGGAAAGACGUUAGGCAAAAAGUGGGAAAACGACAACACGAAGUCUUGGACGAUUCUUUCAACUACGACUACACCUACGGAGACCCAGAGGUCAGUUAUGACCACUACGACGAGGGAACGUCGAGAGACGAGAAGGGCAUCUCCCACCCGCCGAAGGAACACGAAGAAGGCGCAGACGGCGGAGACUCGCCGGGGAGGUCCCCAGAUAAGGGCAAGACGGUCAUCACUCCGUUGGUUGCCUCCGUUAUCGAGUGGGUGAUAAGGAACUGGAAGGACGUCAGGCACGUCAAGGACACCUGGGUGGAGACGAAGGACCACGUCCAGAAAAGCUGGAAAAAGGUCAAGCAUUCGCUGACCAGGAUCACCAAUGCCCUUGGAGGGGUCGUCUUGAAAUUCGGCGAAGAGGCCGAGGAGGGACUGAAGUACUGCCUCGUCAGGUUGAAGAAUACGAGUGAGGAGAUCAGCGCACAAGGUCUGGAAGCGAUCAAUAAGCUGGAAAAUCUGCUGGAGGAAGGCAACGAGUUGGCGGCUUCGUUCUUCCGCCUAAUUGGCUCCAAGCUCGGGGAGAUUGCAAGGAAGUACAGCCAAGGGGAAAUAUUCACUUCCGAUCUGCAACUCUCCAAUUACUUCGUCUUCGACGGCAUGCAACAAGACCACACGAAAGCGACUAUACCCAACUUAUUUGAGGACAAAGAGGUCUUGGGAAAGCUGAACCUGAUGGUGAAACAGAACGUCCUGAGGAGAGACGAAGUGGAGGCCCUUUUAUCGGCAGUCGCUCAGCAAACGCAGAGGGCAACAGGCAAAACCUACCCAACUAAAAUAACAUUGCAAGAAAGUAUGCAAGAAAAAGAAGAGACAAAGAAGAAGGAAAAGAAAUAGAGGAAUGUAGAUAAACAACAUAGUAAGAAUAAAAAAUAAGAAAAUAUUUGUUAAAACACGCUUUUAUCAAAAUGCACUAAAAAGUUAAAAAUAUGGGCAUCAAACAUGGAAGGAAAUGCUACUAGAAAAGAUAUAUAUAUAUAUUAUAUAUAUAUAUAUAUAUAUAUAUAUAUAUAUAUUGUUAUUUCUUGUGUGUCUCCUUCCAUGUUUGGCGCCCAUUUUUAAUUUUGUAGACUUGAUUACUUGUACGAAAAUUCUGGUGUGUCAAAUAAAUAUAUUUUUCACUUUUUAGUGCAUUUUUAUAUACACCUGUUUUAAAAAAAUUUAUUUUAUAUUUCUUAGUUUUGACGGAAAUUGUUACCAAUUUAUGAUAGUAACUAACAAAAUUGCUCGUCUGUCGAGCCAAAGAAGGCUCGAAAAAUCCGUAGAGUUCUUACAUUCUCCUACCGAAUCAAAGAAGCUGUGAAAAAACAGAAGUCUCAUACAAAUCUUGAGAUACUGUGAGAGAUUACUAUAAGGUCACUAGAAGUCACUGAUGACCUACUGACCAUGUAAGGUUGUAUUAUCACCAGGACUGAGUAACGAUGGAAAAUGUCAAGUCCAUCGGAAGAGAGGAACAGGUCGAAAAGGGGAGAUGUGUGAAAUGAGGAAACAAAGAAGAGUGAAUGUACUUAAAUUAUAUAUAAAUUAACAUACAUUCAAAUAAACAAGAUUUCGUUUCAAAA